Bradysia coprophila is the source of this 916-nucleotide messenger RNA. RefSeq lists its product as uncharacterized. The record is from RefSeq and is a predicted model, not a curated record. Gene Ontology annotation, molecular function: metal ion binding. NCBI's taxonomy places the organism in Eukaryota, Metazoa, Arthropoda, Insecta, Diptera, Sciaridae.
UUUUUGGUAUAUAAACGACUACGAUUGGAAAAGUUGUCAUUAAUCAAACAGAGCUUCUGCUGUACGGAAAUCAAUUUUCUUAUUGCUUUAAUUUCUCAAUAAAAUAAAAAAGAAUUAAAAUCACGAUGGCUUGCAAAGGUUGUGGAACAAAUGCUCAAUGUAAGUGUAAAACUGCCUGUAACUGCGAUGCACAAUGCAAGUGUGGAACCACCUGUAAAUGCGAUGCACAAAUCAAGUGCGGAAGUGGCUGUAAAUGUGAUGGUCAAUGUAAGUGUGAAGCAGGAUGCAGAUGCGAUGAUCAAUGCAAGUGUGGAGCAGGAUGUAAUUGCGAUGAUCAAUGCAAGUGUGGAGCUGGCUGCAAAUGCGCAACUGCCUGUAAAUGCGGUGAUCAAUGCAAGUGUGGAACUGGCUGCAAGUGCGAUGGUCAAUGUAAGUGUGGAGCAGGAUGUAAUUGCGAUGGUCAGUCUAAGUGUGUAGCAGGAUGUAAUUGCGAUGGUCAAUGCAAGUGUGGAGCUGGCUGCAAAUGUGCAACCGCCUGUAAAUGCGGCGAUCAAUGCAAGUGUGGAGUUGGCUGCAAAUGCAAUGCUCAAGAAAAAUGUGGAACUGAUUGUAAAUGCGAUGCUCAAUGUCAAUGUGGACCUAGCUGUGAAUGCGAUGUUCAAGAAAAAUGUGGAACUGGCUGCAAAUGCGCUGCUCAAUGCCAAUGUGGAACCAACUGUAAAUGUGAUGCUAAAGAGAAAUGUGGAACUGGCUGCAAAUGCAACGCUUAAUGCAACUGUCGAUGCAUGUCACAAGAUGGAACACUAGGAUGUUGAAAGUGAAGAGAAAGCUGAAGAAAAUUCGUCACGAUUGUUGUAGAAAUCAUUUUGUUAAACCAAAAACUUUAUGAUGAAAUAAAUUGUUCUGGUUAACUCAA